Messenger RNA from Copidosoma floridanum, 3955 nucleotides. RefSeq lists its product as uncharacterized. The record is from RefSeq and is a predicted model, not a curated record. Gene Ontology annotation, molecular function: RNA binding. NCBI's taxonomy places the organism in Eukaryota, Metazoa, Arthropoda, Insecta, Hymenoptera, Encyrtidae.
UGAUCCAAUUUAGCACUCAACAUUUAUUUCCCGUAGUUGUUGAAUACUUAUGAUUUUCAAGGAAAUUAACAAACUGUAGGCUGAACAUACAGACCGUUAGGGAAAAUAAGCAACAAUAAAUCACUAACCCUCUAGUAAAAAGAAUUAAAAAAAAAAAAUAUUCACUCACUCGGUUGACUGUUGGAGUUGACAAACUAUGAAGCAAAAUAAACAUCACGUCGCCGUAUCAUGACCAUCAUUACGACGAUUCAGCUGUUUGAAACGAUGGAGUAAACAGCUGUGUUCUUUCAUGUGGAUUGCAGAUUUGUUUUAACCGGCUGUCAAAAUGAGCGUAAUAAUAAGGCUGCAGAAUCUGGCUUGGUCCGCAAAUGCACUCGACAUCCGUCAGUUCUUCCGCGGCCUUAGCAUACCCGAAGGUGGCGUUCACAUCGUUGGUGGAGAACUGGGAGAUGCUUUCAUAGCUUUUAGCACGGACGAAGAUGCUCGCCAGGCAAUGAUGCAGGACGGCGGCAAGAUCAAGGAGAUGAAGAUCAAGCUUUUGCUGAGUUCGCGCACGGAGAUGCAAAAAGUCAUUGAAACCGCUCGCCAGCAGACCCUGAACCUUCAGAACGCGUUCAUGCAAUCGGCCGCCCCUGUCACGGUCACCCCCGCUGCUCCAUCCACCCUCAACAAAUCGAGCGGCAGCGACGCCGGUGGCCGCCGAGACCGCGAUCACGACAGCGAUGGCGGCGGUGGUGGUGGUGGUGGCAGCAACGCCGGCGGUAACGGCGCCGGUAAUGCUAAGGAUCGCAAGGAUCGGCGUGACCGGUCGAGAUCGCGCGAAAGAUCGAAGUCGCGGGACCGCGACCGCGACCGUCGAGAUCGGGACCGUGGCAGGGAUCGCAGAGGCGGGCGCCGCGAACGGAGUCGAUCCCGCGAUCGAGAGCGCGACCGCAGAGAUCGAAACAGGCGCAGGCGGGACAGGUCUCGAUCGCGCGACCGAACGCGCUCGCGCGAUCGCGACGCCAAACGCGCUGGAGUUGGCGUCGGUGGCGUCAGUGGUGGGCCUGAUCGGCGCAAAGACAACCAAAUCGACGACGACAACAACGACGUCGUCUGCGUCGGUCAAUUCACCAAAGAUAAUAAAUCUGGACUUAACAAAAAGCCCAGUCUACCCGAAAACGGUGUUUGGGACGUUCCACCUCAGAAUCAGCUGCAGUCGAUGCUUAUGCCGAGCUUGUUGAACGCGGCGGUGGCUGCCUCGGUCAUACCUCAGCAGGACACCGAGCAGAGGCCCAGUCCGUUCGGUCUGAGCCAGAACUCGCUUCUGUCUGCAAACCAGUACGCCUUGAAUGGUCUUGGCGGAGUGAGCGGCCUCGGUGGGGUGUCCAGCCUCAUGAACUCUCAAAUUCCUCCGCUCAGCUCGUUGUCGAGUACCCUGCCCUCUCUAACCGGUAGCGGUAACAUGAACAAUCGCAACAAUCGAGAGCCCUGGGGUGACCGGCAUGACCGCAAUGACCGCCAUGAUCGCAUGGACAACAGGUUCCCGCCUCGGUCCGGUCCCUUUUCGCAGGACUCGGGCUUCAAUUCCAAUGGCGCUGCAAGUAACAUGAGCUUUAGACUGGGCAUGAAGUCGCAGAACAACUCGUUUCACAAGCAGGACGUCGAAGGCCGCAGGAACCCUCAUGCCUUCCAACCUUCUUCUCACAGACCUUUCGAGAAUGGCCCAGACAGAGGUUCAAUGAGGAUGGACGUCAGAGGCGAUCGCGACAUCAGGGACAGAGACAAUCGGGACCGCGAUAGCAGAGACAGCCGUGACGGUCGGGUCGCCAACUCGCGAUUUGCCAAGGAAAAAUCCUUGAACGGUUACUGCGUGGAGGUGAGAAACAUGCCAAUGAGCGCCAGCUACGGUGACGUACGUCACGCUUUCCAGGGCAUUUACAUCCGCCACGACGGCAUCAAACUCAUCACGGACACCCAUGGAAACCGCGUUGGCAUCGCUUACGUCAAGUUCAACAAUUUCGAAGCCAAAGAACAAGCGCUCCAGGGCGUUAGGUUUGUGCGUGGCUCGGAAGUCGAGGUGCUGCACCUGGAUGAGUCGAUAUUCGAAAAAACUAGCGACUCGUUUGACAAGACGAGGAAAGACAAAACACACGACAACGACAUAACCAUAACGUCCACUUGCGUACUGGUCUCUGAUCUACCGUCCUUCGUCAAAGAAAUGGACAUUGCUAAGCUGUUUCAAGAUUGGAAGAUCAACGAUCUGUUCAUCACGUGCAAAAAGGACAUAACCGGCGCACAAUAUUACGCUUACGUGCAAUUCGCCAGAUUGGAUGACGCCAAGCUCGCCGUUUCAAAGCCGCACAAAAUGGGCAGCAAACUUGUGGUAGUAAUGUCCAUUAGCGAGGAGAAGUUUGAAAAAGCCAAGAGCGAACACGAACAGCAGCUAAACAUGAGCGGUAGCGGUGGCAGUCACGUCGUCGUCAACAACUUGGAUAGCGCGGCAUCCUUUGACUGUGUGAUAAUGCGAAACCUACCCUUCCAGACGAUAGACCGGGACAUCCUCGACUUCUUCUCGGACGUGGGACUCGUUCCUCAUCGCAUACACAUGCUCCUAAACCAAUCAGGUAAACCGGCUGGCGAGUGUUUCUGUGAAUUUGAUACGUGCGAGGAAGCCGUACGCGCCACCGCGAAAAACGGUCUACCCCUCGGUAAGAACAUUCCGACGAUCGAACUAGUCAACAGAGGCAAAAUGCUCGAAACUCUGGGCAUCAACGAUAGCAAGAUGCUGGACCACCAGCAGCAGACGCAGCAGCAGCACUAUCCGCAACACAUGCAAGAUUCACGGACUCGCUUCUCCCCGAUGCACCAUAAUCCUCGAUUUGGCGGUGGUGGUGGUGGUGGUGGUGGAAACGGUGGAGGUAGUGGUGGUGGUGGCGGUGGUGGUAGUGGCAUGGGUAGUUUCGGUAUGCGUGGCCCUCCGAUGAUGAGCAUGCCUCCGAGGAUGAUGAUGGGCCGACAUGGGCCGCCAUCUAUAGCGCCUCCACCUCCCAUCGAGGGUUUCGGCAAGCCAGGGUGCGUACUAGCUCUCGAAAACGUUCCUUUCAAAGCCGAUAUCGACGAAAUCAUCGAGUUCUUUGGCGACUUCAACAUCCACCGUGACCAAAUAAUCAGGAGGUACAACGACAAUGGCAUGCCUACGGGAGAUGCUAGAGUCGCGUUCUCGAGCCCGGCCGAGGCUUCCAAGGCGCUGCGCGAACUUAGAAAUCGCAAGAUAAGGGAGAGGAUAAUAUAUAUGAGGAUUGCCUGAGAUUGGGCUACCACAGGCGUCAAGGAUGACGACGUCGAAGAAAUCACCGAGUGAGCCACAGCGCUCUCCAAAGCUUGAGGCUUUCGACUAGCUUUGGUUCGUCAUGUUUGUGGCAAGAUUGCUUCGGAUUGCAGGAGAUGGCGUAUUUUUUUCCCCAACUGAUAUUGUGAUACUUAAAUGUUGCACUGGUGUGAAGAUUUUCUUCAAAAGGUUUUCAAAAACCUUUCGGAUCUAUGCUUCAUGGAAAUGGAUGUCUAUGCAUUCAUAUAGUUGUUACAAAAGGUUUCAGGUAUACGUCAGUUGAGAUGUUGACAACGACAUAAAGAAAAAGGAAUGUGAACUGGUUCUUAUAGUAUUAUUGUUUUAUCGACAAGUGUACAUACAUAUACGUUACUUAAGGUCACAUUUGCGUGAUUCUUUUUCUACAUGUGUUAAUUCAAAGUUUAAGAAUUAGUAUUUUUUUUAAGUACGAGUCUAUGUGCUUCGACGUUUAGUUGUUUACUUAUUGUUACUAGGCACAGGUACAGAAUUGCAAAAUGUUGUACUGUGUGAAUAAACUUUAGCUUACAACCGAUAGUUUCAUAAGGCAAGGAGGAAAGUGUCAAGUUAGUUUGUAUAGUACUUUAAUUAGAUUUGACAAUUAUUGUAAACAUUUAGUAAAACAAA